CACUUUCUGACUGUGCUCGGAUAUAUUGUAUAAAUGUGUUUGUUUUAACUUAUUAGAAGUAAUGGACAAUACAGAAAAAUGGACAUUGUUCAGACCAGUUUUAAUAGUUUGAUACUGAAGCCUUUAAGGAGUGACAGCAGCCUACAGACACACAGGACUGAUGGAGAAACAGCAGAGGAUUUAAUCAGCUUAUUCCACUCGGAUGAAUGAAGCUCUUUUGCUCAACAGACCUGAUCCAGACAGCAAAGAGCUGCAGAGAGAAGACAGUCAUGGGGAGAAUCUGAAUGAAGGUAGAAAGUGUUUGUGACUGAUGUGGAUGUGACUUCAGCAGCAUGGAUCAGAGUGAGGACAGAGAGGAGGGAGUCCCUCCCUCUAAAAGCUCUCUGUGUGAGGAACAUGACAGCCAGACUGAAGCUCAGAGAAGUACAAGGAGGCAGCAGAGACCUGCUGAACCUGGACCUGAAUCCAGCUGUGUGUCGUUAAAGAGCAACAACUCAAAAGACGCUGUUAUUGACUUUAAACAAAGAGAUUCAUCUGACAAAAUUAUACAUCAGAGACCAGACUGUCCUGGACCUGAACACAGCUGUUUGUCCCUCAAGAGUGACCGCUCCCUGGAUGCUGUUAUUGACUUUAAACAAAUACAUCAAAAAGUGGACCAGGAGAGCUCAGAGGUUCCCAGUGGUCAGUCUGCCCAGCAGCAUCAAACACACCUGGACUCCAUAUUUAUGCUGCUGGAGGAGAACAUUGUCACUUUUGUGAAGAACGAGCUGAAGAACAUGCAGAAGGUUCUGAGUCCAGAUUACACAGAAUGCUCAGAGAGUCAGAGGGAAGAUGAGGAGGUGUUGGACGGUGAGGAGAAAGAGCAGAGGAGGAGCAGCAGAGAUGCAUUUCUGAAGAUCACACUGCACUUCCUGAGGAGAAUGAAGCAGGAUGAGCUGGCUGACUGUCUGGAGAUCAGAACUCGUGCUGACAGGUGUCAGCGUAAAUUUAAGUCUAACCAGCAGCAGAAGUUCCAGUGUCUGUUUGAGGGGAUCACUAAAGCAGGAAACCCAACCCUUUUGAAUCAGAUCUACACACCGCUCUACAUCACAGAGGGAGGGACUGCAGAGGUCAAUGAUCAACAUGAGAUCAGACAGAUUGAAACAGCAUCCAGGAAACCAGUCAGACCAGAAACUCCAAUCAGACAUGAAGACAUUUUCAAAGCCCCACCUGGAAGAGAUGAACCAAUCAGAACAGUGAUGACAAAGGGAGUGGCUGGCAUUGGGAAAACAGUCUUAACACAGAAGUUCACUCUGGACUGGGCUGAAGACAAAGCCAACCAGGACAUACACUUCACAUUUCCAUUCACUUUCAGAGAGCUGAAUGUGCUGAAAGGGAAAAGGUACAGCUUGGUGGAACUUGUUCAUCACUUUUUUCCUGAAACCAAAGAAGCAGGAAUCUGCAGGUUUGAAGAGUUCCAGGUUGUGUUGAUCUUUGACGGUCUGGAUGAGUGUCGACUUCCUCUGGACUUCCACAACAAUGAGAUCCUGACUGAUGUUACAGAGUCCACCUCAGUGGAUGUGCUGCUGACAAACCUCAUCAGGGGGAAACUGCUUCCCUCUGCUCGCCUCUGGAUAACCACACGACCUGCAGCAGCCAAUCAGAUCCCUCCUGAGUGUGUUGGCAUGGUGACAGAGGUCAGAGGGUUCACUGACCCACAGAAGGAGAAGUACUUCAGGAAGGGGUUUAGAGAUAAGAGGCAGGCCAGCACCAUCAUCUCCCACAUCAAGACAUCAAGAAGCCUCCACAUCAUGUGCCACAUCCCAGUCUUCUGCUGGGUCACUGCUACAGUUCUGGAGGAUAUGUUGAGAAGCAGAGAGGGAGGAAAGCUGCCCAAGACCCUGACUCAGAUGUACAUCCACUUCCUGGUGGUUCAGUCCAAACUGAAGAACAUCAAGUAUGAUGGAGGAGCUGAGACAGAUCCACACUGGAGUCCAGAGAACAGGAAGAUGAUUGAGUCUCUGGGAAAACUGGCUUUUGAGCAGCUGCAGAAAGGCAACCUGAUCUUCUAUGAAUCAGACCUGACAGAGUGUGGCAUCGAUAUCAGAGCAGCCUCAGUGUACUCAGGAGUGUUCACACAGGUCUUUAAAGAGGAGAGAGGUCUGUACCGGGACAAGGUGUUCUGCUUCGUCCAUCUGAGUGUUCAGGAGUUCCUGGCUGCUCUUCAUGUCCAUCUGACAUUCAUCAACUCUGGAGUCAAUCUGUUGGCAGAAGAACAAACAACCUCCCAGAAGUCUGUAAGUAAAGCCGAAUCUUCAGAGACACGUUUCUACCAGAGUGCUGUGAACGAGGCCUUAAAGAGUCGAAAUGGACACUUGGACUUGUUCCUCCGCUUCCUCCUGGGUUUUUCACUGAAGACCAAUCAGAAUCUCCUACGAGGCCUUCUGACACAGACAGGAAGAAGCUCAAAGACCAAUGAGGACACAGUUGAGUACAUCAAUAAGAAGAUCAGUAAGAAUCUGUCUGCAGAGAGAAGCAUCAAUCUGUUCCACUGUCUGAAUGAACUGAAUGAUCGUUCUUUGGAGGACGAGAUCCAACAGUAUCUGAAAUCAGGAAGUCUGUCCACAGAUGGACUGUCUCCUGCUCAGUGGUCAGCUCUGGUCUUCAUCUUACUGUCAUCAGAAAAACAUCUGGACGUGUUUGACCUGAAGAAAUACUCUGCUUCAGAGGAGGCUCUUCUGAGGCUGAUGCCAGUGGUCAAAGCCUCCAAGAAAGCUCUGCUGGGUGGCUGUAACCUCUCAAAGAGAAGCUGUGCAGCUCUGUCCUCAGUUCUCAGUUCCCAGUCCUCUAGUCUGAGAGAGCUGGACCUGAGUAACAACAACUUGCAGGAUUCAGGAGUGAAGCAGCUUUCUGCUGGACUGGAGAGUCCAUAUUGUAAACUGAAAACUCUCAGCCUGUCAGGAUGUCUGAUCACAAAGGAAGGCUGUGCUUCUCUGGCCUCAGCUCUGAGCUCCAACCCCUCCCAUCUGAGAGAGCUGGACCUGAGAUACAAUCAUCCAGGAGACUCAGGAAAGAAGCUCCUAUCUGUGGUUCUGGAGGAUCCUAACUGUAGAAUGGACACACUCAGGGUGGACAAUGGUGGAGUCUCCAGGCUGAAACCAGGUCUGCAGAAGUAUGCCUGUGAACUUGUAAUGGACCCAAAAACAUCACACAGAAACCUCUUCCUGUCUGACAACAACAGAAAAGUGACAGCAGUGAGACAGGAGGAGUCAUAUUCUGAUCAUCCAAAGAGAUUCAACCACUGGAAACAGCUGCUGUGUAAAGAUGGUCUGACUGGUCGCUGUUACUGGGAGGUGGAGAGGAGAGGAGAAGCUCACAUAGCAGUGACAUACAAAGGAAUCAGAAAGAGGGGAGACAGUAAACUCGGUUUUCUUGGAGGGAAUUCUCUUUCCUGGAGUCUGAAAUGCUCUGAUGAUGGGUACUCUGCCAUUCACAAUAACAAAGAGACACCUUUACGUCCUCCCUACUCUCUGUCUAACAGACUUGCAGUGUAUCUCGACUAUCCUGCAGGCACUCUGUCUUUCUACGGAUUCUCAUCUGGCACACUGGUCCACCUCCACACCUUUUACGCCACAUUCACUGAGCCUGUCUACCCUGCAUUUGGGUUCAAGUCUGGUGAUACGUUUGGGUAUUUUGGUCCCUCAGUGUCUCUGUGUCAGCUGUGAGUGGCAGAGUCAACUCCUGUGUAGAGA
Messenger RNA from Scomber scombrus (Atlantic mackerel), 3731 nucleotides. Its product is annotated as NLR family CARD domain-containing protein 3-like. Gene Ontology annotation, molecular function: protein binding. The record is from RefSeq and is a predicted model, not a curated record. Lineage: Eukaryota; Metazoa; Chordata; Actinopteri; Scombriformes; Scombridae. The transcript is spliced from 12 exons. Bases 333 to 3704 code for a protein of 1123 amino acids.